Molecule: messenger RNA, 1602 nt
Organism: Exophiala aquamarina CBS 119918
Lineage: Eukaryota; Fungi; Ascomycota; Eurotiomycetes; Chaetothyriales; Herpotrichiellaceae
Product: ribose-phosphate pyrophosphokinase
Exons: 1
Coding region: 1-1602 (533 amino acids)
Biological process (GO): 5-phosphoribose 1-diphosphate biosynthetic process; purine nucleotide biosynthetic process; ribonucleoside monophosphate biosynthetic process
Cellular component (GO): ribose phosphate diphosphokinase complex; cytoplasm
Molecular function (GO): magnesium ion binding; ribose phosphate diphosphokinase activity
Source: RefSeq, a predicted model, not a curated record
AUGAGAGGAGUUAAAAUCUUUUCGGGUAGAUCCCACCCUGUACUUGUAGGCAAAAUUGCCGAGAGGUUAGGGAGUGAUCUGGGCAAGUGCGAUCUUGGGAAUUUCUCCAAUGGAGAGAUCAGUGUGCAAAUUGGGACCUCGAUUAGGAACGAAGAUGUCUUCAUCGUCCAGAGUGGUAGCCCCCAAACCAACGACAGCGUAAUGGAAAUGCUCAUCAUGAUAGCCGCUUGCAAAGGCGGUUCCGCAAAAUCAAUUACUGCGGUCAUGCCGUAUUUUCCUUAUUCACGACAGUCUAAGAAGAAGGCCCACCGAGGUGCCAUCACCGCCAAAAUGCUGGCAAAUCUUAUGGUGGUUGCCGGUGUGGAUCAUAUCAUAACCGUUGACCUUCAUGCCUCUCAAAUGCAAGGUUUUUUCGGAAAGCCUGUCGACAAUCUCUACGCUGAGCCAAUCAUCGCUCGAUGGAUCAAAACAAAUGUCCCCCACUGGAGGGAUGCAGUGGUGGUGAGCAAGAAUGUCGGCGGAACCAAACGCGUCACUUCCCUGGCAGAUGCUCUCAAGCUACGAUUUGCUCUUGUUUCGACAGACCGUAAUCGUUCACGCCCGUCGCACCAGAAUACAAAUCUCAUGGACAGUACCGUAUUCUUCGAUGCAAUAGAGCCACAAAAUGCUCACUACAGACAACCCCUGAGUGACGGAGAUGAUGGCGACGAAGCUGACACGGAAUCAGAGAAGCCUGGUGACUGGGAUCGACGGCAGGAAUUUCCUCUUCGUGGUCGUCACCCGCUCGUCAAUGGAACCAGUCGAUCAGGAAGACCAAAAGCGGUCACAAUUGCUUCAAGCCCCUUGGUCCAGACAACUCGCGUGGAGUCUUCAUCCCCUCCGCCUUCUCCAAGUCGGCUGGGACGUGCAGAGACCGCCCGAAGCGCGCGACGCCCCUCAGAAUACGAAGCCAACGAGGCCUUGAACGAUGAAAGAGCACGCGACGUGAUUGUUGGUCGAUUAAUUCAAGGGCACCUUGUCGAAGAAGACUAUGCAUCACCUGGCAUGUCUAGCUUGACAGCCUCGAUCACUGGGUUUCCGGGUGACCGAAAUUCUCAAGAUGCGGCUGAAAACACGGGCUACGAUCCAAUGACUUCCUCUUUCGUAUCGAACGCAUCAUCAUUUCAGCCUGAUCAUGCGCUGGGCGGUACAUUCGAUGCUGCUGCAACCUCAGACGAAGAAGAAGAAGGCAUCAAGAACCCUGACCUAGAGCACACCAUCACAUUGGUUGGAAACGUCAAGGAUACCACUGUUCUCCUGAUGGACGACAUACUCGACCGGUCAGGUUCUUGGAUAGCUGCAGCAGAGACUUGCGUCAAGAUUGGACAUGCAAAGAAGGUCUACUGCAUCGGAAUCCAUGCCCUUUUCGGUGAGGAUGCUCUCGAAGAGUUGGAAGACUGCGACUGUAUUGAUCAUAUUGUGGUGACAAAUACCUUCCCGAUAUCCCCUGAAAGAGUUCGUGCUUCAAAGAAGCUGAUAAUGAUCGACCUCUCUGGCUUAUUGGCGGAAGCCAUUCGACGGAACCAUCACGGAGGUAAGGAAACCGAUAUACGAAGACCUUGA